GCAAUCACUGUCUGCUUUUCUAGGUUGGACAUUGAAAGAUGGGGCCUCUGUGAAGUCCCAACCAUCCUUCCUCUGAGCUGUUAGGGUGCCAUGCUUCUGCGCAGAAGCCAACUCCUCUCAGGGAGGCCAUGCAUGUGACAGUAAUAACACGCCAUUAAUGGCUAACGCAAGACUCCGCUACUUCCCAACCAACAAAUCCCUUCUCGCAUCAGACUGCUUUCCUUUUCCUCUCUGGUCUCGUGGGUUGGUGGCUCCAAGUUAAUGCGUGGGGGGCUGCGGGUGGCUUGGCCCGCUGCGGCCGAAGGGCGAAGCGGACGGAUGAUACGUGUGCCACUGGAGGUCGACCUCCAGUGGUGACAACCAAGAAUUCUGAUGCUGACAUCCAUGCUUUCAAACGCUGGUGAGAAAACGGAGAGCAGCCGCACCUGCCUUUCCGUGACAGCCACCUCCACGUCCGUCCUUUUUGUUGUUGGCACCAGCAGUUGGUGACUUGCGUACAUGAAACCGGGGACAGUGGAGCAAGUGGCUUCUCGCACAGUGUGCCCUACCGAUCCCCCAUUUAUAUCCCCCUCCCGCCUGUCGCCGGGUGAUCCAUCAGGUAAACUCCUCGAUUCCAAGACCACCGGCGAUGGGUUCUCUCAGGUUCAAGACCAUCGACAAGUGUAGCUCCGAUGGAAGGCUGGAGCAGACUGUGGCGGCGGAUCUCGACGGCACACUUCUCAUAUCUGGCAGCGCCUUCCCUUACUACAUGCUCAUGGCCAUCGAAGCCGGCAGCCUCCUGAGGGGACUCCUCCUCCUGUUGUCGGUGCCGGUGGUGUACGUCGUCUACGUGUUCUUCUCGGAGUCGCUGGCCAUACAAAUUCUGGUGUUCAUCUCCUUCGCGAGGAUAAAGGUGAGGGACAUCGAGAUGGUGGCGCGCUCCGUGUUGCCGAGGUUCUACGCGGAGGACGUCCACCCCGAGACGUGGAGGGUGUUCAGCUCCUUCGGCAGGAGGUACGUGGUGACGGCCAACCCCACGGUCAUGGUGGAGCCCUUCGUGAAGAGCUUCCUCGGCGCCGACAAGGUGCUGGGGACGGAGCUGGAGGUGACCAAGUCGGGGCGAGCCACCGGGUUCAUCAAGAAGCCCGGAGUGCUCGUCGGGGCCCUAAAGAAGAAGGCCGUCGAGAUGGAGUUCGGGGCGACCUCGCCUGACGUGGGCAUUGGCGACAGGGAGACCGAUCACGACUUCAUGUCCAUUUGCAAGGAAGCAUACAUGGCGCCGCACACCAAAUGCACUCCGGUGCCGAAGAUGCAGCUCCUGAACCGGGUGGUCCUCCACGACGGUCGCCUGGUGCAGCGGCCGACGCCCCUGGUGGCGCUGCUCACCUACCUGUGGAUACCCUUGGGCUUCGCCCUGUCGCUCCUCCGGGUGUACAUCAACCUCCCCCUCCCCGAGCGCAUCGUGUUCCACAACUACCGGAUCAUGGGCAUCCGCCUGGUGGUGAAGGGCACGCCGCCGCCACCGCCCAAGAAGGGCCACCCGGGCGUGCUCUUCGUGUGCAACCACCGCACGGUGCUGGACCCCAUCGUCACCGCCGUCGCCCUCCGCCGCAAGAUCAGCUGCGUCACCUACAGCAUCAGCAGGUUCUCGGAGCUCAUCUCCCCCAUCAAGGCCGUGGCGCUGUCGCGGGAGAGGGACAAGGACGCGGAGCACAUCAAGCGCCUGCUGGAGGAAGGCGACCUGGUGAUCUGCCCCGAGGGGACGACGUGCAGGGAGCCGUUCCUGCUGAGGUUUAGCGCCCUGUUCGCGGAGCUCACCGACCGGAUCGUGCCGGUGGCCAUCAACACGACGCAGAGCAUGUUCCACGGCACGAGCGCCAGGGGGUGGAAGCUCUUCGACCCCUACUUCUUCUUCAUGAACCCCCGGCCCACCUACGAGAUCACCUUCCUGAACCAGCUACCCAAGGAGCUCACCUGCGCCGGCGGCAAGUCCCCCAUCGAGGUCGCCAACUACAUACAGCGCGUGCUCGCCAGCACGCUGGGAUUCGAGUGCACCAACUUCACAAGGAAGGACAAGUACGGCCUGCUCGCCGGCACCGAUGGCCGAGUCCGCCCCAGGAAGGAGGAGGAGGAGGAGGACAAAGAGAAGGAGAAGGCGUAGCAGCAGCACACGCCAUUCCCAACACAAACAACAGAUUGUUCUGCUGGGCGUUCUCUAAGACGUGAUUGCAUUGGGUUGACUUGGUACAGAACUCAUCAACCGCCACUGGCGCAUGACACCUAGGAUUUAUAUUUAUCUGCAAUCAAUCUCAAUCUCCUGUCUCUUAAGUUAGUCUUCCUUGCAGUGGAGGGAGGUUGGGUCUUGUCCAUUAUUGUUGAGGUGAGGAAGUCUUAUGUUUCUAUAUGACGUUUCUGGAAUCAGUAGUAAGCUUUUCUUUUUCCAA
Molecule: messenger RNA, 2423 nt
Organism: Musa acuminata subsp. malaccensis (wild Malaysian banana)
Lineage: Eukaryota; Viridiplantae; Streptophyta; Magnoliopsida; Zingiberales; Musaceae
Product: glycerol-3-phosphate 2-O-acyltransferase 6
Biological process (GO): cutin biosynthetic process
Cellular component (GO): membrane
Molecular function (GO): glycerol-3-phosphate 2-O-acyltransferase activity; phosphatase activity
Source: RefSeq, a predicted model, not a curated record